Molecule: messenger RNA, 2856 nt
Organism: Effrenium voratum
Lineage: Eukaryota; Dinophyceae; Suessiales; Symbiodiniaceae
Source: the annotation of a GenBank genome assembly
AUGGCACCGGUGGUCUUUAAGAUCGGCAUCACCUGCACGCCGCUCGUGCGUUGGCGCGCCUACGACAGGGAGGGCUACCAACAGAUGCACUUGCUGCAUGUGACGGAGGAGCCUGGAUUGGUGCAGAUGCUCGAGGCAGCACUGAUCUCGGAGUUUCAGGGCAGAUCUGGGUGCCGAAACGUUGCGAAAGGUGGAGAAGGCCCGGUGGGGCGGGGCCCCUACUUCGCCUAUUUGGUGGUGGUGUCCUGCGGCGGGGGCGAGCUUCUGAAGAAGCCCCGCAGGACAGCCUGCAAGACCGCCGCAAAGCCCGACGCGAAAAGGUUUCUUCCGAUUCUGCUGGCCCUGGCGGCCGCAGAUGAGCACUGCCAGGCCUGCGAAGAGUCUCAGGCUCCCAGCAUCCUCCAGAAGGACAGCCGGCUGAACCGGCUGGAGACCCUCGAGUCACAGGCGCCGCUGGAAACUGAAGCUCUGCCGGACCCCCCGGCACCGAUGCCCGGCCUCUCGUCAAGCGAGCCGCAAGCGGUGUCGGCUCUUGGGGGCCAGCCAAUGCCGCAGCCAGCGCAGCCACAGCCAGCGCAGCCAGCGCAGCCAGCGCAGGCGCCAGCGCAGCCUGCGCAGGCGCCGCCGCAGGCACAUCCAGCACCAAUGCAGCCAGGGCAGGCUGCACCCGUGCAGCCCCAACAGGCCCAAGUGCCGCAAACGCAGCAGCGGCCUAUGCAAUUCCAGCGCCCCAUGCCAGCGAAUCACAUGCAACCGCUGGGUGAGCAUCCGGUGAGCAUGGGCGCCAAGGCAACUCCGCAACCAGUGCGUUGGCACUGGUUGGCCUUUAUCGCCGUGGUCACCCUUGGCUCGGCUGUGAACAUGCUGUCGCAGACGAGGUAUUUUCCCAAAUGGGUGGCCGGCGGCAAAGCCGGGGCGGGUCAGGACGUCAUCGCAGGCACUGAGCAAGCUGCCGCGAAGAACCUGAUUACCGACAACUCGCACCUGGUGAAUGGCAUCAAAGCCCCAGAGCAAGCCGCCAACUUCUUGGACCUGAUCCCCGACGGCGAGGGUGUGGCCAUGUGCCGUGACGGCGCGUCUCCUGAGCCGGUGACCUACCGCCAGCUCCGCGCCCAACUCCAGGACCCGGACUUCGGGUCCUUCUUCGGAGCGGAGGACCGGGUGGCGCUGGUCCUGGAGAACGGCAAGCAGAUGGCGGUCACUCUGCUGGCGGUGAUGCACCGCGCUUGUGCGGUGCCUUUGAACCCCACCUUUACGGAGGCGGAGAUCUGCGCGAGCCUCGAGCAGCUCCAGUGCUCCGUGGUGAUCACCGCGGCCAACAGCCCCGCCACCAGCGCGGCCACCGCGGCCGCGGCCAAGCUGAAGCUCCGGCUGCUGCUGCUCCAUGAGGGCACCGACACCGUGUUGCGCCUCGAGGGCGCGGUGGCGCAGCCUUCCGCGGCUAAGGAGUUGGGGCUCCAGCGCACCGUGCUGCUGCUGAAAACCUCGGGCACCACCUCCAAGGGCAAGGUCGUGCCAUUCUCCCUGCGGCGCCUGUGUCUGGCGGCCCGGUACAACGCCCGCUGCGUCGAGCUGGCCCCGGGCAGCGUUUGCUUGAGCAUGAUGCCUUUGUACCACAUCGCGGGCAUCUCCGUGAACUUCCUUGCCUCCCUCAGUGCGGGCGCAGCCAUCCUUUUCUACUCCGGCCAGUUUGAAGUGACGCGCUUCGUCAAAGAGCUGGAGCGCGAAGACGAGCUUCAACCCACCUGGUACUUCGCAGUGCCCGCGGUGCACGAGGCGGUGCUGAAACGAGCAGCAGAGUUAGGCCGGCCCUUGAAGCACCGCGUGAAGGUGAUCCGCAGCGCUGGGGCGGCCAUCUCCCAGCAGAGCGGCCAGAAGCUCAUGGAGCUGUUCAACUGCGCAGUGACACCCGCCUAUGGCAUGACGGAGGCCUUGGAAAUCACCUGCCCCUCUGCACAGUACAAGCUCGAUCGGCCCGGCUCGGUGGGGCCAUCCAUCAGUGCAGAGAUCAAGCUCAUAGAGGGAGAGGUCUGCAUUCGAGGGGACCUGGUCAUGGAAGGCUACGAGCACCGCGGCGCCAACGACGAGGAUCCCAACAGCGAUGCUUGGACCGGCGGCAGCAAGGGCGCCGGCUACUUGCGGACGGGCGAUCUGGGGCACAUGGACGAGGAUGGCUGGCUGUACCUGACCGGCCGCAGCAAGGAGAUGAUCAAUCGCGGAGGUGAGACCAUCAACCCUCACGAGGUGGAACCCGCGUUGGCGAAGGUGCCAGGCAUCGAGCUGGCGGUGUGCUUCUCCGCACCCCACCAGGCACUCGGGGAGUGCAUCGGCGCGGCGCUGGUCUUGCAGGAGGGCCUCGAACCGUGGCAGCUGCAGCCCAAGGACAUCCUGGCGCGCUGCGAGCAGGAGCUUUCUGAGGUGAUGCGGCCUGAGGUGUUCGUCUACCUCCCGCGGCAUUUGCUCCCGACAACUGCAACCAAGAAGUUCGUCCGCGCUGGGCUGGUGCAGAAGCUUGGUCUUACAGACCUGCUCACCGGCCAGGGUGGCACCUUUGCGUACAACGGCGCCUCCUUCAAGUCCUGCGACUUUGCGCUGGGCGCGGUGCGGGACUCCCUGGGCCAGCUGCGGGAGGCCAACGCCAAGGAGGCCGCAGAGCAGCAGCUCAAGGACUGCAUCUUUGGCGUGGGCAUUCUGCAGGUUGUGAUGAAGCACUGGUUCGAGGGAAGGUUUGCCCCAUGGGUGUGGUCCUACUUCUUUCCCGCGAUGACCGAAAUUACGGGGGCCAACAUGGUCACCAUGACCCUCUUCUUCUUACUCAGCGGCCACACCGCAUCUGUCGCUACGCGGCCGCAUUGA